Messenger RNA from Sphenostylis stenocarpa, 1377 nucleotides. The record is from the annotation of a GenBank genome assembly. NCBI's taxonomy places the organism in Eukaryota, Viridiplantae, Streptophyta, Magnoliopsida, Fabales, Fabaceae.
AUGGAGUUCACUGAAUCUUACAAGCAAACGGGCCCCUGUUGUUUCUCGCCCAAUGCUCGCUUCAUUGCUGUUGCAGUUGAUUAUCGCCUCGUCAUUCGGGAGACCCUUUCCUUCAAGGUUGUGCAGUUGUUUUCAUGCUUGGACAAGAUUAGCUAUAUUGAAUGGGCCCUUGAUUCCGAAUAUAUUCUUUGUGGUCUCUACAAAAAGCCAAUGAUACAGGCUUGGUCGCUGACCCAGCCAGAAUGGACAUGCAAGAUAGAUGAAGGACCUGCUGGUAUUGCAUAUGCAAGGUGGAGUCCAGAUAGCCGCCACAUACUCACCACAUCAGAUUUCCAGUUGCGUUUAACUGUGUGGUCUUUGUUAAAUACAGCCUGUGUGCAUUUACAGUGGCCAAAACAUGCUUCCAAAGGAGUUUCUUUUACACGUGAUGGAAAAUUUGCAGCAAUAUGCACAAGGCGUGAUUGCAAGGACUAUAUAAAUCUGUUAUCCUGUCACACGUGGGAAAUCAUGGGCAAUUUUGCAGUUGACACUCUAGAUUUGGCUGAUAUUGAAUGGUCUCCCGAUGAUAGUUCGAUAGUGAUAUGGGAUUCCUCUCUUGAAUACAAGGUUCUAAUAUAUUCUCCAGACGGAAGGUGCCUUUUCAAGUACCAGGCAUAUGAAAGUGGAUUGGGAGUUAAAAGCGUGUCCUGGUCUCCUUGUGGUCAGUUUCUGGCAGUGGGAAGUUAUGAUCAGAUGUUGCGGGUCCUGAAUCACCUUACUUGGAAGACAUUUGCGGAGCUAAUGCACCCAUAUACAGUUCGGGGCCCUUGUUAUGCUGCUGUUUUCAAAGAAGUAGAUGAGCCCCUCCAACUUGAUAUGUCUGAACUAUGUUUGAGUGAUGAUUUUUCCCAAGGGAAUGAUGAUUCUCCUGAGGAACCUUUUAGAGUCAGGUAUGAGGUUAUGGAAGUUCCUAUCAAUUUACCAUUCCAAAAGCCUCCUGCUGAGAAACCUAACCCUAAACAAGGAAUUGGUAUUUUGUCAUGGAGCAAUGAUAGCCAAUACAUAUGCACUCGUAAUGACAGUAUGCCUACAAUACUUUGGAUAUGGGAUAUUCGACACCUGGAGCUAGCUGCAAUCUUAGUCCAGAAGGAUCCUAUACGAGCGGCAGCUUGGGACCCGACAUGCACACGCCUCGUUGUUUGCACUGGAAGCUCUCACUUGUAUAUGUGGACUCCAUCCGGUGCCUAUUGUGUUCAUGUUCCUCUACCACAAUUUACUAUAACUGACCUGAAAUGGAAUUCAGAUGGCAGUUGCCUACUUCUUAAGGACAAGGAAUCAUUCUGCUGUGCUGCUGUACCCUUAUUGCCUGAAUCUAGUGAAUACAGCUCAGAUGAUUGA